UUGUCUCUUUUUCAAAGCUAACUACAAAACCAACAGAAAAAGCCACCUUCUUGUUCAACCCAACACACAACACACAACAACAAAAUCUCUCCACAAAUACAACUAAGCCAACAAAAAAAUAAACCACCGCAAGUUUCACCUCCUCCGCCGCACCGGAGUUCAUAACCACCGUCAGCCACCGCGUCUUUCACAAGGUGAGAAAGAACAAACCAUAGAGCUCGAUCUCGAUUAUCAAUUUCGCAAGUAAAAUUCGUGGAAGAAACCCUAGAAAAGAUUGAAACUCUUGGAUUCUUUGUGAACAGAGUCAACACCAGAGGUUGAAAUCUUCAAAGAUGUCGUUCCCGUUCUUCAACCGUUCGAACACGGUUCACUCGUCGGCGGCAGCGGCGGAACCGUCGCGGAAGCCCUACGACCAUCUUCUGGACCGGUCCGGUUCGCUGAGCCGAUUCUACGGUUCGGUGGAAUCGGUGAAGUCUGCAGGAAGCUCGAUCCGUGGAAGGAUGGUGAAGAAGCUCUGCAACCUGUUUGAGUCGCCGAGUUCGAAACCAUCGGAACCGAAGAAGGUGGAACCGCUGCCUUGUUCGAAAUUGGGCUCGGAUUCUUCUUGCACGCUGUUCCGGUUGGCUGGUGCCGAGGACCGAAUUGUGGUGUAUUUGACGAGCCUGCGCGGGAUUCGGAGGACCUAUGAGGAUUGUAGCGCGGUGAGGAUGAUCCUGAAGGGGUUUAGGGUUUGGGUUGACGAACGCGACGUGUCGAUGGAUUGUGCUUAUCGAAAGGAAUUGCAGAGUGUGAUGGGGGAGCAGAACGUGGCGCUGCCUCAGGUGUUUGUGAGGGGCAAGUACAUUGGUGGUGCUGAGGUGAUUAAGCAUCUCUUUGAAAGUGGUGAGUUGAGGAGGGUUCUUGAAGGGUUCCCCAAGGUGAAGCCUGGGUUUGUUUGCGAGGGUUGCGGGGACGCGAGGUUCGUGCCUUGUGAGAAUUGCAGUGGGAGUAGGAAGGUGUUUGAUGAGGAUGAAGGGUUGUUGAAGAGGUGCUUGGAGUGCAACGAGAAUGGACUCGUAAGGUGUCCCGGUUGCUGUUCCUGAAGGCUUUCAUGGGGAUCAUGAAGCGCGUGGGUCGGGGUAGGGUUCGGCUGAGGAUUCAGAGCACUCUUUGAAUUAUGGUUGGAUUUGAGGUGAUGAUGGUGUUUUGCGACUUGAACUGCGUUUUGUUUUUGUUCAAGAGCGUGCCUUUUUAAGGUUUCAAAACACCCUUUGAAAUUAUGGGUUGGAUUUGAGGUGAUGAUGGUGUUUUUGCGCCUUGAACAGGGUUUUGUUUUGUUCAAGAGCGUGCCUUUUAAUGCAUAACUCUGCUAAUGAGAAUGUGUAUAUGUAUCAAUGUAUGUAAAUACAUAGUGAUGUGUAACAGUGUAAGCAGUUGCAAAUAUUGGUCAUUGUAGUAUAUGAUGACAAUGGGGAUGCUUAAAUCCCUUUUUCUAUUAUCUAAUCUAAUGUUGUGUUUCCAA
Lotus japonicus is the source of this 1501-nucleotide messenger RNA. RefSeq lists its product as uncharacterized. Lineage: Eukaryota; Viridiplantae; Streptophyta; Magnoliopsida; Fabales; Fabaceae. The record is from RefSeq and is a predicted model, not a curated record. The transcript is spliced from 2 exons. Bases 333 to 1082 code for a protein of 249 amino acids.